Balaenoptera acutorostrata (minke whale) is the source of this 9001-nucleotide messenger RNA. RefSeq names its product AT-rich interaction domain 1A (gene ARID1A). Gene Ontology annotation, cellular component: nucleoplasm; nBAF complex; brahma complex. Bases 770 to 7636 code for a protein of 2288 amino acids. The transcript has 20 exons. Gene Ontology annotation, biological process: positive regulation of DNA-templated transcription; regulation of transcription by RNA polymerase II; chromatin remodeling. Gene Ontology annotation, molecular function: DNA binding; nucleosome binding. NCBI's taxonomy places the organism in Eukaryota, Metazoa, Chordata, Mammalia, Artiodactyla, Balaenopteridae. The record is from RefSeq and is a predicted model, not a curated record.
CGUUCCAUGGCCUGUGCCCGCUCCGCACUCCGCUCCGGGUUUGCCAGGCGGCCGCGACGGCGCUGGGUAAAAUGGCAGUGCUGAGCCUCGUGUCGGAGUGAGGGGGACUCGGAGGAGAGUGGGGCGCUCUAGCCGCUCAGUCCGGCCGCCCGCCCGCUCGCCCGCCCGCUGCCGCGCAGCAACCGCAGCCCGCGCCGCGGCCGGGGAAGGGAGGCAGGGCGCCCGGCCCGGCCUACGCUCCGACUCUACCUCCCGGCGCCUGGGCUGCUGCCGCGCGCCCUCCAGCCCGCCCGUCCCGGGUCCCCCUCCCCCAGCUCCCUCCCUCCCUCCCUCCCCGCCCCCUCCCCCUCGCCUGCCUCCCUCCCUCCCUCCCUCCCUCCUCCUUUCUCCGGCAGCAGAAAGCGGAGAGUCACAGCGGGGCCAGGCCCUGGGGAGCGGAGCCUCCACCGCCCCCCUCAUUCCCAGGCAAGGGCUUGGGGGGAAUGAGCCGGGAGAGCCGGGUCCCGAGCCUACAGAGCCGGGAGCAGCUGAGCCGCCGGCGCCUCGGCCGCCGCCGCCUCCUCCUCCUCCGCCGCCGCCAGCCCGGAGCCUGAGCCGGCGGGGCGGGGGGGAGAGGAGCGAGCGAGCGCAGCGCAGCAGCGGAGCCCCGCGAGGCCCGCCCGGGCGAGAGGGGAGGGCAGCCCGGGGGAUUCGGCCCCGGGGCGGGGUGGGAGGGGGGAAGAAGACGAAGACAGGGCCGGGUCUCUCCGCGGACGAGACAGCGGGGAUCAUGGCCGCGCAGGUCGCCCCCGCCGCCGCCAGCAGCCUGGGCAACCCGCCGCCGCCGCCCUCGGAGCUGAAGAAAGCGGAGCAGCAGCAGCGGGAGGAGGCGGGGGGCGAGGCGGCGGCGGUAGCGGCCGAGCGCGGGGAAAUGAAGGCAGCCGCCGGGCAGGAAAGCGAGGGCCCCGCCGUGGGGCCGCCGCAGCCACUGGGAAAGGAGCUGCAGGACGGGGCUGAGAGCAAUGGGGGUGGCGGCGGCGGCGGAGCCGGCGGCGGUGGCGGGCCCGGCGCGGAGCCGGACCUGAAGAACUCGAACGGGAACGCGGGCCCUAGGCCCGCCCUGAACAAUAACCUCACGGAGCCGCCCGGCGGCGGUGGUGGCGGCAGCAGCGACGGGGUGGGGGCGCCUCCUCACUCAGCCGCGGCCGCCUUGCCGCCCCCAGCCUACGGCUUCGGGCAACCCUACGGCCGGAGCCCGUCUGCCGUCGCCGCCGCGGCGGCCGCCGUCUUCCACCAACAACAUGGCGGACAACAAAGCCCUGGCCUGGCAGCGCUGCAGAGCGGCGGCGGCGGCGGGGGCCUGGAGCCCUACGCGGGGCCCCAGCAGAACUCGCACGACCACGGCUUCCCCAACCACCAGUACAACUCCUACUACCCCAACCGCAGCGCCUACCCCCCGCCCCCCCAGGCCUACGCGCUGAGCUCCCCGAGAGGUGGCACUCCGGGGUCCGGCGCGGCGGCGGCCGCCGGCUCCAAGCCGCCUCCCUCCUCCAGCGCCUCCGCCUCCUCGUCGUCUUCGUCCUUCGCUCAGCAGCGCUUCGGGGCCAUGGGGGGAGGCGGCCCCACAGCGGCCGGAGGGGGAACCCCCCAGCCCACCGCCACCCCCACCCUCAACCAACUGCUCACGUCGCCCAGCUCGGCCCGGGGCUACCAGGGCUACCCCGGGGGCGACUACGGCGGCGGGCCCCAGGACGGGGGCGCCGGCAAGGGCCCGGCGGACAUGGCCUCGCAGUGCUGGGGGGCUGCUGCGGCGGCGGCGGCGGCGGCGGCGGCCGCCUCGGGAGGAGCCCAACAAAGGAGCCACCACGCGCCCAUGAGCCCCGGGAGCAGCGGCGGCGGGGGUCAGCCGCUCGUCCGGACCCCGCAGCCAUCCAGUCCAAUGGAUCAGAUGGGCAAGAUGAGACCUCAGCCAUACGGCGGGACUAACCCAUACUCGCAACAACAGGGACCUCCAUCAGGACCGCAGCAAGGACAUGGGUACCCAGGGCAGCCAUAUGGGUCCCAGACCCCGCAGCGGUACCCGAUGACCAUGCAGGGCCGAGCGCAGAGUACCAUGGGCGGCCUCUCUUACGCACAGCAGAUUCCACCUUAUGGACAGCCAGGCCCCAGCGGGUAUGGUCAGCAGGGCCAGGCUCCGUAUUACAACCAGCAAAGCCCUCACCCCCAGCAGCAGCAGCAGCCCUACUCCCAGCAGCCACCAUCCCAGACCCCUCACGCCCAGCCUUCAUAUCAGCAGCAGCCUCAGUCUCAGCCACCGCAGCUCCAGUCCUCUCAGCCUCCGUAUUCCCAGCAGCCAUCCCAGCCCCCCCAUCAGCAGUCCCCAACCCCGUACCCCACCCAGCAGUCCACCACCCAGCAGCACCCCCAGAGCCAGCCCCCCUACUCACAGCCGCAGGCACAGUCUCCUUACCAGCAGCCGCCACCUCAGCAGCCAGCAUCCUCGACGCUUUCCCAGCAGGCUGCGUACCCUCAGCCCCAGUCUCAGCAGUCACAGCAAACUGCCUAUUCUCAGCAGCGCUUCCCUCCACCACAGGAGUUAUCUCAAGAUUCAUUUGGGUCUCAGGCAUCCUCAGCCCCCUCAAUGACCUCCAGUAAGGGAGGGCAAGAAGAUAUGAACCUGAGUCUUCAGUCAAGACCUUCAAGCUUGCCUGAUCUGUCUGGUUCAAUAGACGAUCUCCCCAUGGGGACAGAAGGAGCUCUGAGCCCUGGAGUGAGCACAUCAGGGAUUUCAAGCAGCCAAGGGGAGCAGAGUAAUCCAGCUCAGUCUCCUUUUUCUCCCCAUACCUCCCCUCACCUGCCUGGCAUCCGAGGCCCCUCCCCGUCCCCAGUCGGCUCUCCUGCCAGUGUUGCUCAGUCUCGCUCAGGACCACUCUCGCCUGCUGCAGUGCCAGCAGGCAACCAGAUGCCACCUCGGCCACCCAGUGGCCAGUCGGACAGCAUCAUGCAUCCUUCUAUGAACCAAUCAAGCAUUGCCCAAGAUCGAGGUUACAUGCAGAGGAACCCCCAGAUGCCCCAGUACAGUUCCCCCCAGCCCGGGUCGGCCUUAUCUCCACGUCAGCCUUCUGGAGGACAGAUGCACACAGGCAUGGGCUCCUACCAGCAGAACUCCAUGGGGAGCUAUGGUCCCCAGGGGAGUCAGUACGGCCCACAGGGAGGCUACCCCAGGCAGCCAAACUAUAAUGCCUUGCCCAAUGCUAACUACCCCAGUGCAGGCAUGGCUGGAAGCAUGAACCCUAUGGGUGCUGGAGGUCAGAUGCAUGGGCAGCCUGGCAUCCCACCUUACGGCACACUCCCUCCAGGGAGAAUGAGUCAUGCCUCCAUGGGCAACCGGCCUUAUGGCCCUAACAUGGCCAAUAUGCCACCUCAGGUUGGGUCAGGGAUGUGUCCCCCACCAGGGGGCAUGAACCGGAAAACUCAAGAAACUGCUGUCGCCAUGCACGUUGCUGCCAACUCUAUCCAGAACAGGCCACCAGGCUACCCCAAUAUGAAUCAAGGGGGCAUAAUGGGAACUGGACCUCCCUAUGGACAAGGGAUUAAUAGUAUGGCUGGCAUGAUCAACCCUCAGGGACCCCCAUAUCCCAUGGGUGGAACCAUGGCCAACAAUUCAGCAGGGAUGGCAGCCAGCCCAGAGAUGAUGGGUCUUGGGGAUGUCAAGUUAACUCCAGCCACCAAAAUGAACAACAAGGCAGAUGGGACACCCAAGACGGAAUCUAAAUCCAAGAAAUCCAGUUCUUCUACUACAACCAAUGAGAAGAUCACCAAGUUGUAUGAGCUGGGUGGUGAGCCUGAGAGGAAGAUGUGGGUGGACCGUUAUCUGGCCUUCACGGAGGAGAAGGCCAUGGGCAUGACAAAUCUGCCUGCUGUGGGUAGGAAACCUCUGGACCUGUACCGCCUCUAUGUGUCUGUGAAGGAAAUUGGUGGAUUGACUCAGGUCAACAAGAACAAAAAAUGGCGGGAACUUGCGACCAACCUCAAUGUCGGCACCUCGAGCAGUGCUGCCAGCUCCUUGAAAAAGCAGUACAUCCAAUGUCUUUAUGCCUUUGAGUGCAAGAUCGAACGGGGAGAAGACCCUCCCCCAGACAUCUUUGCAGCUGCUGAUUCCAAGAAGUCCCAGCCCAAGAUCCAGCCUCCCUCUCCUGCGGGAUCAGGGUCAAUGCAGGGGCCACAGACACCUCAGUCAACCAGCAGUUCCAUGGCAGAAGGGGGAGACCUGAAGCCACCAACUCCAGCAUCCACACCACACAGCCAGAUCCCCCCCUUGCCAGGCAUGAGCAGGAGCAAUUCGGUCGGGAUCCAGGAUGCCUUUCCUGAUGGAAGUGACCCCACAUUCCAAAAGCGGAAUUCCAUGACUCCAAACCCUGGGUACCAGCCCAGUAUGAAUACCUCUGACAUGAUGGGGCGCAUGUCCUACGAGCCAAAUAAGGAUCCUUAUGGCAGCAUGAGGAAAGCUCCAGGGAGUGAUCCCUUCAUGUCCUCAGGUCAGGGCCCUAACGGCGGGAUGGGGGACCCCUACAGUCGAGCUGCCGGCCCUGGGCUGGGAAAUGUGGCAAUGGGACCGCGACAGCACUAUCCCUAUGGAGGUCCUUAUGACAGAGUGAGGACGGAGCCCGGAAUAGGACCCGAGGGAAACAUGGGCACUGCAGCCCCACAGCCGAAUCUCAUGCCUUCCAACCCAGACUCGGGGAUGUAUUCUCCUAGCCGUUACCCCGCGCAGCCGCAGCCGCAGCCGCAGCCGCAGCAGCAACGACAUGAUUCCUAUGGCAAUCAGUUCUCCGCUCAAGGCACCCCUUCCAGCAGCCCCUUCCCCAGCCAGCAGACCACAAUGUAUCAGCAGCAGCAGCAGAAUUACAAGCGGCCGAUGGAUGGCACAUACGGCCCUCCUGCCAAGCGGCACGAAGGGGAGAUGUACAGUGUGCCGUACAGCACGGGGCAGGGGCAGCCCCAGCAGCAGCAGUUGCCCCCGGCCCAGCCCCAGCCUGCCAGCCAGCAACAAGCUGCUCAGCCUUCCCCUCAGCAAGACGUGUACAACCAGUAUGGCAAUGCCUAUCCUGCCACUGCCGCCGCUGCUACUGAGCGCCGACCAGCAGGCGGCCCCCAGAACCAGUUUCCAUUCCAGUUUGGCCGAGACCGUGUCUCAGCACCCCCUGGCUCCAGUGCCCAACAGAACAUGCCACCGCAGAUGAUGGGCGGCCCCAUACAGGCAUCGGCUGAGGUUGCUCAGCAAGGCACCAUGUGGCAGGGGCGUAAUGACAUGACCUACAAUUACGCCAACAGGCAGAGCACGGGCUCUGCCCCGCAAGGCGCUGCCUAUCAUGGCGUGAACCGAACAGAGGAAAUGCUGCACACGGAUCAGAGAGCCAACCAUGAAGGCCCAUGGCCUUCCCAUGGCACACGCCAGCCCCCAUAUGGUCCUUCUGCCCCCGUGCCCCCCAUGACAAGGCCCCCUCCAUCCAACUACCAGCCCCCACCAAGCAUGCAGAAUCACAUUCCUCAGGUAUCCAGCCCUGCUCCCCUGCCCCGGCCAAUGGAGAACCGCACCUCUCCUAGCAAGUCUCCAUUCCUGCACUCUGGGAUGAAGAUGCAGAAGGCAGGUCCCCCAGUACCUGCCUCACACAUAGCACCUGCCCCUGUGCAGCCCCCUAUGAUUCGGCGGGACAUCACCUUCCCACCUGGUUCUGUUGAAGCAACACAGCCUGUGUUGAAGCAGAGGAGGCGGCUCACGAUGAAAGACAUCGGAACCCCGGAGGCAUGGCGGGUAAUGAUGUCCCUCAAGUCUGGGCUGCUGGCAGAGAGCACGUGGGCAUUAGACACCAUUAACAUCCUGCUGUAUGAUGACAACAGCAUCAUGACUUUCAACCUCAGUCAGCUCCCAGGGUUGCUAGAGCUCCUUGUGGAAUAUUUCCGACGUUGCCUGAUUGAGAUCUUUGGCAUUUUAAAGGAGUAUGAGGUGGGUGACCCAGGACAGAGAACACUACUGGACCCUGGGAGAUUCAGCAAAGCAUCUAGUCCAGCUCCUGUGGAGGGGGAGGAGGAGGAAGACCUUCUAGGUCCUAAACUAGAGGAGGAAGAAGAGGAGGAAGUAAUUGAAAAUGAUGAGGAGAUGGCCUUUGCGGGCAAGGACAAAGCCGCCUCAGAGAAUAGUGAGGAGAAACUGAUUAGUAAGUUUGACAGGCUUCCAGUAAAGAUCGUGCAAAAGAAUGACCCGUUUGUGGUGGACUGCUCAGAUAAGCUUGGGCGCGUGCAGGAGUUUGACAGUGGCUUGCUGCACUGGCGGAUUGGUGGGGGGGACACCACUGAGCAUAUCCAGACCCACUUUGAGAGCAAAACAGAGCUGCUGCCUUCCCGGCCUCAUGUACCCUGCCCACCAGUCACUCGGAAGUAUGUCACAGCAGUAGCGGGUACACCAGGGACAACAGAGCAGGAGGGCCCCCCGACCGAUGGCCCUCCAGAAAAACGGAUCACAGCCACUAUGGAUGACAUGUUGUCCACCCGGUCUAGCACGUUGACCGAGGAGGGAGCUAAGAGUGUAGAGGCCACCAAGGAAAGCAGCAAGUUCCCAUUUGGCAUCAGCCCAGCACAGAGCCAUCGGAACAUCAAGAUCCUAGAGGAUGAACCCCACAGUAAAGAUGAGACCCCACUGUGUACCCUUCUGGACUGGCAGGAUUCCCUUGCCAAACGCUGCGUCUGUGUCUCCAAUACCAUCCGAAGUCUGUCAUUUGUACCAGGCAACGACUUCGAGAUGUCCAAACACCCGGGGCUGCUGCUGAUCCUGGGCAAGCUCAUCCUUCUGCACCACAAGCACCCAGAACGGAAGCAGGCGCCACUGACUUACGAGAAGGAGGAGGAGCAGGACCAAGGGGUGAGCUGCAACAAAGUGGAGUGGUGGUGGGACUGCUUGGAGAUGCUUCGGGAAAACACCUUGGUCACGCUCGCCAACAUUUCGGGGCAGUUGGACCUCUCCCCAUACCCCGAGAGCAUUUGCCUGCCUGUCCUGGAUGGACUCCUACACUGGGCAGUCUGCCCUUCAGCUGAAGCCCAGGACCCCUUCUCCACCCUGGGCCCCAACGCCGUCCUCUCCCCCCAGAGACUGGUCUUGGAAACCCUCAGCAAACUCAGCAUCCAGGACAACAAUGUGGACCUGAUCCUGGCCACACCCCCCUUCAGCCGCCUGGAGAAGUUGUAUAGCACCAUGGUGCGCUUCCUCAGUGACCGAAAGAACCCGGUGUGCCGGGAGAUGGCUGUAGUACUGCUAGCCAACCUGGCACAGGGUGACAGCCUGGCAGCCCGUGCCAUUGCAGUGCAGAAAGGCAGCAUCGGCAACCUCCUGGGCUUCCUGGAGGAUAGCCUUGCUGCCACACAGUUCCAGCAGAGCCAGGCCAGCCUGCUCCACAUGCAGAACCCGCCCUUUGAGCCAACUAGUGUGGACAUGAUGCGACGGGCUGCCCGUGCACUGCUGGCCCUGGCCAAGGUGGACGAGAACCACUCGGAGUUCACGCUGUACGAGUCACGGCUGUUGGACAUCUCGGUAUCACCGUUGAUGAACUCAUUGGUUUCACAAGUCAUUUGCGAUGUACUGUUUUUGAUUGGCCAGUCAUGACAGCCGUGGGACACCUCCCUCCCUGUGUGCGUGUGCGUGUGUGGAGAACUUAGAAACUGACUGUUGCCCUUUAUUUAUGCAAAACCACCUCAGAAUCCAGUUUACCCUGUGCUGUCCAGCUUCUCCCUUGGAAAAAAAGUCUCUCCUAUUUCUCUUUCCUCUUCCUUCUCGCCCCUUCUUCCUCCCCAUCUUUCUAUUCCCUGUCCUCACUUUACUCCCCUCAGGACCCUGCCCUAUUUGAAAAGACAAAGCUCUGCCUACGUAGAAGACUUUUUUUAUUUUAACCAAAGUUACUGUCGUUUACAGUGAGUUUGGGGAAAAAAAAAUAAAAAUAAAAAUGGCUUUCCCAGUCCUUGCAUCAAGGGGAUGCCACAUUUCAUAAUGUUUUUAAUGGUUAAAAAAAAUUUAAAAAAAAACAAAAAAAAAAGGAAAAAAAAAAACAAAAAAAACCCUGAAGGACAAAAAUGGUGACUGCUGAACUGUGUAUGGUUUAUCGUUGUACAUUCACAAUCUUGCAGGAACCGAGAAGUUCGCAGUUGUGGACAAACCCUGUUCACUGGAGAGGCCUGUGCAGUAGAGUGUAGACCCUUUCAUGUACUGUACUGUACACCUGAUACUGUAAACAUACUGUAAUAAUAAUGUCUCACAUGGAAACAAGAGAAAACGCUGGGUCAGCAGCAAGCUGUAGUUUUUAAAAAUGUUUUUAGUUAAACGUUGAGGAGAAAAAAAAAAAAAGGCUUUUCCCCCAAAGUAUCAUGUGUGAACCUACAACACCCUGACCUCUUUCUCUCCUCCUUGAUUGUAUGAAUAACCCUGAGAUCACCUCUUAGAACUGGUUUUAACCUUUAGCUGCAGCGGCUGCGCUGCCACGUGUGUAUAUAUAUGACGUUGUACAUUGCACAUACCCUUGGAUCCCCACAGUUUGGUUCCCCUCCCAGCUACCCCUUUAUAGUAUGACGAGUUAACAAGUUGGUGACCUGCACAAAGCGAGACACAGCUAUUUAAUCUCUUGCCAGACAUCGCCCCUCUUGGUGCGAUGCUGUACAGGUCUCUGUAAAAAGUCCUUGCUGUCUCAGCAGCCAAUCAACUUAUAGUUUAUUUUUUUCUGGGUUUUUGUUUUGUUUUGUUUUCUUUCUAAUCGAGGUGUGAAAAAGUUCUAGGUUCAGUUGAAGUUCCUGAUGAAGAAACACAAUUGAGAUUUUUUCAGUGAUAAAAUCUGCAUAUUUGUAUUUCAAACAAUGUAGCUAAAACUUGAUGUAAAUUCCUCCUUUUUUCCUUUUUUGGCUUAAUGAAUAUCAUUUAUUCAGUAUGAAAUCUUUAUACUAUAUGUUCCACGUGUUAAGAAUAAAUGUACAUUAAAUCUUG